AUUGCUGGUGGUGUCGUUUCGGGUAUUGGAAUGUUUCUUUUGAUAAAAUCGAAUGAAUUAAGACCUACGAACGCAGCCUAUGCUAUUCCCAUUUUCAUCACAGUUUUGGGAUUUGUGGCUCUUGUGUUUGGAUUCUUGGGCUUCCUUGGAGCAAUCAAACUCAACAAAUGCCUACUGAUGAUGUUCAUUAUUGUAGUAGGAAUAACAAUUGCUCUUGAAUUCACUGGUGGAAUAUUACUUAUUGUCUACAGUGAGAAAGUGGGCCUCGGAUAA
Rodentolepis nana is the source of this 273-nucleotide messenger RNA. Lineage: Eukaryota; Metazoa; Platyhelminthes; Cestoda; Cyclophyllidea; Hymenolepididae. The record is from the annotation of a GenBank genome assembly.